CAAUGUGAUAAGAGCAAUUUUGGAAAUACACAAUGAGUACAGCUGCAGAAAGAAAAUUUAUUAACAUUCGAAAAAGAUUGGAUCAGUUGGGAUAUCGACAGCCUUUGAGCAUUGACUGUUUACCCUUGGUGGAAAAACUUUUCAGUGACCUUGUUCAUACAACAGAGAGUCUUCGGAAAGCAAAACUAUUUGCUGGAAAAGCUGAAAAGGAAACUACCAAUUUUGAUUAUGUUUUGGAACCUUAUAAAAAUGAAAAUGCUAAAUUGAUCAGGGAAAAUAAUGAACUACACCUGGAUUUAUUGAGGACAAAAGAACAAUCAGAAAUAAGUAUAAAAGAUUUGAAAGUCAAAUUAAGAAAAGUUGAGAGUGAGAUGGCUGAUUUGAAGUUUCUCAAUAACCAGUAUGUUCAUAAAUUCAAAAUGUUGGAAAAAGAGAGCAAAGCCAAGAAUGAAAAAAUCCAGCAGCUCCAAGAAAAGAACCUCCAAGCUGUGGUACAAACUCCAGGUGGUAGGAAGAGAGGUAUUCCUUUUAGGCGGCAGCGUAUGCAGAUUGAUCAGCCUGUACCUCCAUCUGGAAUCAGUGCGUAUCCAGUUCCUCAGCCAAAUGAUCCCUAUAUUGCAGACCUCCUGCAGGUGGCAGAUAAUAGAAUCUUUGAGCUUCAAGAAGAAGUAUGUCACUUACAGGGCAAGUUAGCUGUUGUUGAAAACGCAUUGGAUAAUUCUUGCAAACAGAUUGAACUAAGAGAUCGGGAAAUAGAACGCCUAUCAGUUGCACUUGAUGGUGGUCGCUCACAUGAUGUUCUGUCUCUGGAGUCCAGAAAUCAGAGUAAUGAGAAGCUCAUUACUCACUUGAAUAUUCAGAUUGAUUUUCUUCAGCAAACAAAUAGAGACCUGGAGAAUCGUAUUCAAGAACUCUUGGACAGCAAGAAGACUGUAACCACUGAGGUUCUGACUUUAAGUAACAAAAAUGAAACACUCUCUCGUAGAUUGAAUGAAAUAGAUCAUAUUGCACAUCAGAUGGAAAAGCGUAGAGAAGAAAUUCUUGAGAGUACAGAUAAACAACUUGUGGAAGCUGAGCUAGAAAUUAAAAGACUUCAAUGUGAAAUGCGGGCCCAUGAAGAAACAAUAGCAAAACUUAAAAUGGAAUUAAGUUUAUGCCAUAAAGAAAAGGCACGAUUGACAGAUGAAGUAGUUUUAAAAACAGAUCUUGAAACAAUUAUCAAUCAGAUUGAACAUGAAAAAAAUAGACUUGCCCGAAAAGUUGAAAGCUUUGCAAGUAUAGAAAAAGAACUCGUCCUGGAAUUGGAAAGAAUGAAGAAAGAACAUGGUAUAACUCAUAGGAAAAAAUCAUCUUCUCGAUUAGAUAUAUUUGUCAAGAGUGUAGAAGAAGAACGGGAUCAUUAUAAGAAAGAGCUAGAAAGACUGCAAAAGAUAAUAAAACAUCGAUCCAUAUCUACACGAAGUUCAAGAUGUGAAAGAAGUUUAAGUAUUAGAAGUCCAGAAAAGGGUACUUACAUUUCAGAACUCAACAUGAUCACAAAAGAAAGAGAUGAACUUCAAUCUCUGCUGGAUAGAUUUGAAAACCACAUGGGGGAAAUACAGUGCAAUGUGAAACUAUUAACUGCAGAAAGAGACAAACUGAGUGACCUAUAUAAUAAAGCACAGCAUGAUUUAUCUACACUAAGAAAGGAAACAACACAUUCUCUGCCAUCCCAAGAUAUUCUUUGUCUUAUGGAAAAAGAGAAAGAGUCUGCAUUAUCUGACUUGAGACUAAUGAUUGUAGAAAAGGAAGCUUUAAGAGAAAAGUUAAAGAAUAUACAAGAAUUGGCUAUUGUGGGGAAAACAGAAAUGGAAAAAAAUAUGGAAGAUCUGGAAAACAUUAAUUACGAGCUUGAAACUGAAAGAUGUGAUUUGAAGUCUAAAGUAUCAAUGAUGAAGGAGACAAUAGAGUCACUGGAGAAUAAAUUGAAACUCCAAUAUCAUAAACUUAUCCAUGUUGCUGAUGACUCAUCCCAACAGAAAACAGCAUUGAACUCACUGAAGAUAAUAAAUGAGCAGUUGCAGAGAGCUGUUGAUGAUUGUCAGCACCGAUUUGCAAUUAAAAGUGAAGAACUUCAAGCAGCCCAAAUGCAAAUAGCAUCCCUAGAGGAAAAAAUAAAUAGGCUAACCUGUAAGAUAACUUCACAAGAUGAUGAACUAGUUGCACUUAAAAAUACUAUUUGUGUUAUUGAUAAGGAGAAAGACUACCUUCAGGAAGUCGUAGAUGAAAAGACAGAAAAAAUCGCUAGCUCAGAAGAUAACAUUGCAACUAAGGAAAAAACUAUUUCCCAUUUGCAAGUAACAUUAUCAGAUGUGGAGUCAACAAUAGGACGACUACAGGACUUAAUAAAUAAUCGAGAACGUGAGCUCACCAGUGUCCAGCGCCAGCUUGAUGAAAACCAAAUAGAAAUUGCUGAAUUAGAAAGAGCAAGGGACAUAGCUCUGAAGGAAAACAGACGAUUACAAGAUGACUUGGCUACAAUGACCAGAGAAAACCAGGCUAUUUCACUGGAAUUGGAACAAGCAAUUUGUGAAAAAGAAGAAAUGAAAAACAGAGUUCAUAAUUAUAUAACAGAAGUUUCCAGAUGUGAAAGCCUGAUGGCUGCAAAGGAACAAGAAAAUCAAGAUUUAUUAGGUAAAUUCCAAAUGCUCCAUAGUCGAGCUGAAGACUUAGAGAUAAAAGCCCAUCAUGCUGAAGGAGAAAGUAGCUCAAUACGGCUUGAGCUCCUUUCGGUUGAUACAGAUAGGAGACAUCUUCGAGAGAGAGUGGAUCUUCUAGAAAAAGAAAUUCAAGAGCACAUAAAUGCUCACCAUGCUUAUGAAUCUCAAAUAUCCUCAAUGACAAAAACCUUGUCUAAAUUAGAAGAAAAGCUCAGAUGUGAACAUGAUGAAAAAGCCUCAAUUUUAAGUGACUUGUCAUCUCUGAGAGAACUCUGCAUUAAACUUGAUUCAAGCAAAGAAUUCAUUGCGCGUCAGUUGGCCUCCAAAAACAUAGAAUAUGAGAGGGUCUUAGAAGAAGUAGAAACUGCAAAAACAGAAGCAGAGCUAUUAAAAAAACAAUUGUCAAGUGAGAGAAUUACAGUUGACAAUCUUGAAACACUGUUGGCUACCAACAGAGACAAAGAAUUUCAAUCUCAUAUAACUUCACAUGAAAAAGAUUCAGAAAUUCUUCGACUUAAAGACUUGUUAGCCCUUUCAGAGAGCAAACUAUCCAGUCACAUACGAGAAACUAAUGCACUUCGAGCUAAAAUUGCACAAUUUCAGUCAGACCAUGAGGUUUUAAAAAGACAACUUACAACUGAGCAGUUUGAACGAGAACGGGCAAUCCAGGAGAUGCGGCGACAUGGUAUUGCUUCAACUUUGUGGACCUCUUCUCCAUGUAGAUCUCCUUCACGUACGUCUCCUUCACGUACUUCUCCUUCACUUACAUCUCCUUCGCGAACAUCUCCUUCACGCUCCUCUCCUUCACGUUCAUCUCCUUCACAUAGAUCUCCUUCUCGUAAAUCUUCAAAUUCACCUGAUCACUCACACCUGAGAUAAGUAACAGAAAGAGUUGUUGUCUUCAAAAACUAGGCCAUAUGGAUCUUUUAAAACAGAGCAGCACUGGAAAUAUUAAGUGCUUUUGAAGUACUUAUUCCUGAAAAUCAUGAAGGUUGACAUGGAUUCUACCUCUGUCAAGUUUUCUUUAAAUCAGUGAAUAUUUAUGUAGAGAUAGAUUUUGUGUGUGUGUUUUUUUCAUAUGCUUGUAUACAUUUUCAUUGCUAUGAUGACAGAAUAUGUAUUAGUUUUAAUAACUGAUAGAGUACUUAUUUUUAAUCACUUUCUUUUCACUAUCUUUAAAUCAACUACUACCUAAAAUUUAUUUAUGCUGUGAAUAAUAUGUAAGAAUAUACAUAUUUUGUUUUGAUUACUGUUUUUGUAAAUCCUUUAAUAUAAAUAUGUAUGCAUAUAAUACUUCUUUUAAAUGUGUUUGCAUUUUUCUUAAAUGUAUAUAAUUCUCAAUUUGCACAUAUUUGUGAAGAGUUGUCAGCCUUAAUGCUUUGCCAUCACCCCUAAUUUUUUUUCUUCAAAUGUAAUAAUUUGUGAAUUUUUGCAACCUAUCACUGGAAUAGGGUGAUGAUAGAUUUAUUCAGAUCUUUUGUAGUGACCAGAGUCUGUGUGAAGUAAUAUUUUUGUAUUACCAAUGAGAAGUAUUAUAUAUAUUUAUGUAUUAUUUAUAUUAUAACAUUUUAUACUAACAUGUGAACAUUUUUUAAUAAUACAGAUCUUUCCAAAAUGAAUCUAAAAGGCUUUCUUCUAAAUGAACUUUCAUAAAAAGAAUCUUGAAAAUUUGUCAAAUGACAUUUUUCAGGGAAUAAACCAGAAAUCUUUAAGACUUAAAAAAAAAUCUACAAGAAAAAUAUAGGCAAGUAGUUUAAAAUUCCCUCAUACUUAUAACAUGGCUUAUCAUUUUUCUUCAAUUUAUUUAAUGUUUUCAAAGAGUUUAGGCAUGUGCAAAUAGUAACAAAAAGAAUUAAAAAUAACUUCAAUUACUAUAAUAGCAAAAAAAAAAAAAAAGCCAUGCAAAUUGAAAAAAGCAGGUAAUUUUAUUGCAGUAAAACAGCAAAAUUUAGCAUAGAAAAUGAUAGUAGAACUUAGCCAAUUAUUUGGACAUAUUCUACUUCCACUGUAGUUUGAAUAAAUAAAAUUUUUUUCAUAGUGCUUGUUAUUUUUUAAAAAUUACCUUUGUAAUAAUUAUUGUGGACAUAUGCAUGAGCGGUAUGGCUUGUUUUUCCACUUUAUUUGAUAAAGUAGUUGUUUAUUUGCCAUUUUAGUAAUGUGAAAUCUUGGAUUGUUGCAAAAUAGUACUGUUCACAGUGCAAUGGGCAAAAUAUUUAAAUACAAAUUGAACAUAGAAUAAGAGAAAUGAUGGUUUUUGUUCCCAUUUUUCUACCCCUCAAUGUAACAAUAAGAAAUUUUUGUUAGCCAUUUAAAAACUGUCUUCAAUUGUAGUUCUUAUUUUUAUUUAUAUUUUUAACAGUAAUUUUCAUUUUCAUAACCAUGACAUCAUAAGUGGAAGAAACAAUAUUAUUUUGUCUUUUAAAGUACAAUGUAUUCUGAUCCUUAAUAUUAUUUUAAAUUAUGUAAUUUGUUGCAGAUAUUUGAAAAAAGAUGUUUCUUUGCUUAUUUUACUUUAUUUGUAACAUUUAUGAACCUGAUAUCAUUUAUAAUAUUCUUACUAAAAUAUCAACAGAUCUGUCAAAACAUGAAUAGGCCACAAGUCAAAUAUACUAAAUUAGUUCCAUAACAUUUGUAAAUGAUCAGAGAGCAAAUGUAAGACUACUUUGCUUGAUUUUUGUUUUUAUUUGUUUGUUUUGUGAAAGCCAUUCAAAAAUAUACAAAUAAAUGAUUUCUAAGCA
This is a messenger RNA of Antechinus flavipes (yellow-footed antechinus), 5437 nucleotides long. RefSeq names its product centrosomal protein 135 (gene CEP135). The transcript is spliced from 25 exons. The coding region runs from base 33 to 3578 and encodes 1181 amino acids. The record is from RefSeq and is a predicted model, not a curated record. Lineage: Eukaryota; Metazoa; Chordata; Mammalia; Dasyuromorphia; Dasyuridae.